AUGGCCAACUUUACAACCCUUGUGGAUGCUGGGAGGAACUCAUGCACCUUCCACGAAGAGUUCAAGCAGGUCCUGUUGCCCCUGGUCUAUUCAGUGGUGUUCACGGUGGGAUUGCCCUUGAACGCUGUGGUUAUAGGGCAGAUCUGGGUGGCCCGGAAGGCGCUGAGCCGCAGCAUGAUCUACAUGCUGAACCUGGCCAUGGCUGAUCUGCUCUACGUCUGCUCCCUCCCUCUCCUCAUCUACAACUACACCCAGAAGGAUUAUUGGCCUUUCGGGGACUUCACCUGCAAAUUUGUCCGCUUCCAGUUCUACACCAACCUCCACAGCAGCAUCCUCUUCCUCACCUGCAUCAGCAUCCAGCGCUACCUGGGCAUUUGCCACCCCUUGGCCUCAUGGCACAAGAAGAAGGGGAAGAAGCUGACAUGGCUGGUGUGCGCCGCAGUGUGGUUCAUCGUCAUUGCCCAGUGCCUGCCCACCUUUGUCUUCGCUUCCACCGGCACCCAGAGGAACCGUACGGUCUGCUACGACCUGAGCCCGCCAGAUCGCUCCGCUGCCUACUUCCCCUACGGCAUCACCCUCACCGUCACCGGCUUCCUGCUGCCCUUCGCGGCUAUCCUCGCCUGCUACUGCAGCAUGGCACGGAUCCUGUGCCAGAAGGACGAGCUCAUCGGCUUGGCAGUGCACAAGAGGAAGGACAAGGCCGUGCGUAUGAUCAUCAUUGUGGUCAUCGUCUUCUCCAUCAGUUUCUUCCCCUUUCACCUCACCAAGACUAUCUACCUGAUCGUCCGUUCCUCACCUAGAGUGCCCUGCCCAGCUCUGCAGGCCUUUGCCAUCGCCUACAAGUGCACGAGGCCCUUUGCCAGCAUGAACAGUGUCCUCGACCCCAUUCUCUUCUACUUCACCCAGCGCAAGUUCCGUGAGAGUACCCGUUACCUCCUCGACAAGAUGAGCACCAAGUGGAGGCACGACCAUUGCAUCACCUAUGGCUCCUAGGUGAGGACAAGAACCACCUCAGUGGCACCAAAGCAUGGAGCAGUUUUGGCUCUAAGCUCCACAGAGCAG
Acanthisitta chloris (rifleman) is the source of this 1062-nucleotide messenger RNA. It is a transcript of the gene P2RY6, whose product is annotated as pyrimidinergic receptor P2Y, G-protein coupled, 6. Gene Ontology annotation, molecular function: G protein-coupled ADP receptor activity; G protein-coupled UTP receptor activity; G protein-coupled UDP receptor activity. The coding region runs from base 1 to 993 and encodes 330 amino acids. Gene Ontology annotation, cellular component: plasma membrane. Gene Ontology annotation, biological process: phospholipase C-activating G protein-coupled receptor signaling pathway; cellular response to pyrimidine ribonucleotide. The record is from RefSeq and is a predicted model, not a curated record. Lineage: Eukaryota; Metazoa; Chordata; Aves; Passeriformes; Acanthisittidae. The transcript has a single exon.